Trypanosoma theileri is the source of this 4779-nucleotide messenger RNA. RefSeq names its product putative DNA-directed RNA polymerase III subunit. The transcript has a single exon. Gene Ontology annotation, molecular function: DNA-directed RNA polymerase activity; DNA binding; ribonucleoside binding. The record is from RefSeq and is a predicted model, not a curated record. Gene Ontology annotation, biological process: DNA-templated transcription. Gene Ontology annotation, cellular component: RNA polymerase I complex; nucleus. Lineage: Eukaryota; Euglenozoa; Kinetoplastea; Trypanosomatida; Trypanosomatidae. Bases 1 to 4779 code for a protein of 1592 amino acids.
AUGUCCACCAAGUCCUCGCUGCGCAGUUCCCGAUCACACGCCUCGUCGGUGGGCGAGAACUCCGCCUCGCUGCACAGCGGCGUCUCCAGCCGCCACAAGCGCCAGCAGCUGCAGCACGGCGACCCGCGAUUGCCACCAGCGAAAAUGACGCCGUUUGAGCGGCUGCAACUCAUUCGAAACUCCAUCACGCGAUUGCGGUACAUUGGAGAACGUCAGGCCCAUUGUGCUCCUCUCGACACCGCUGGCGGGGAAGAUGUUCUUCAUUUCUUCGAUGAUUUACGUGAACGUCUGCCAAAGCUUGAGUACAAUCCGCGAAAACUUGGUAGUCCGGAAUCAGGCGGUCCAAAGCAUCUCCACUACGUAAGCGAACAGGUACGUGCCUUACAAGAUACCGCAACAAGAGUAUUUAAAAUUUCUGAAGAGGAAACAGGUCAUUCUGUAGCUGUAUAUGAAGGACUCUCUUAUCAUUACGUACAAGAAGUACAACGUGAAUUGGAGGAACUUCAACACUUGGUAGAUUCUUCACCAUCUAAUUUACCAAGUCGUGUUAAUACGGAACUUUUAUCAGAUUUGGUUUCAUUUCAUAUAGCAGACUUUGAUGCUUUUGCAGAACAACGUGUAGAGGCAUUUGUGCGUGAGAUGAAAAAUGAAGGAGUAGUCUUCAGUGCUGUCGUUAAUGAAGUUGGUCAACGCACACCUACACCCGUAGGACUUGUUUCUCUCGUUAUAUUGGAUGUGGCAAUUGGUAUUCGACCUGCACGUUGUGCUCGUAUGGUUAUUGAACAUGCACAGCAUAAUUUAACAAAACUUGAAAAUCGUAUACAUACCGCUGAUCAAGCACUCUACGCUAUGAAUACUGUUGAUAAUGUACAAGCUGAAACACAACGUAGAGAGUUUACAAUUCUUAAAGAUCGUAUUAAAAGUGCCCUUGCGGAGUUAAUCAAUUUAAAAAAAAAAUGGGAUGAAGAAGAACAUAAUACAUUACAACGUGCUGUUUCAGGACAACAUGUUCUCGCCUCUUUGGUAGAGAUGAAACAUUUAAAAGAAGCUGAAAUUAUGGAAGAAGCACAAAAUAUUCAUGACCGUGCCGUGCAUUCUUGUUUACCUUUUGCUACUCCACAAUACUACCGACGUUAUGGUGAGACAUACGCACAAUCAUGUCAUGUGCGACUUGGAUUUAAAUUCACUGCAGAUAAUCAGGGAGAUACACAAGGUGGAGUGGUAACACUUUAUACACUUAUGCCAGAAUUUCUUUCACUCAUGCGUCAACAUAAUGUUCCAGUAGAAGAACAUGAACGUUAUUCCGCGUUGGUACCCAGUAAAGAUCAGUUGUGGAUUUCUUUUUCGGAAUUUCCAGAGAUGGUACAAGGGGCACGUUGUGCUUUACGUGGAACAGAUUCUCGUCAUGAUAAUUUUCGGGCUCUUGAAGAUCAGAAAGAAGUUGGUGGAUAUUUUAUUAUGCGAGGAGGCGAACGUAUUUUACGUGCACUUCUUAUGCAGCGAUGUAAUGUUCCAAUAAAUAUCCAUCGAGAGCGAUUUGCAACACAAGGACCUUUUUUCUCACCAAAAGCUGUUGUUAUUCGUUGUAAGCGUCCUAGUGGAUUGACUAUACAAAAUUACUUCUAUUACACUACUACAGGUGAGGUUGUGUUUAGUUUUGCACGAAAGGUGGUUUGGCACAUACCAGUUCCUCUUUUACUAUUCGCCUUAAACACUCGUCAAUGUUCUCCAAUGGAAAUAUAUAAACUUCUAACUUUAGGUUUUACCGAUAGUAGUAGUUCUCAUGCCGCUCGUGUAGAAGCACUAUUACAACAUCAUCAUCAAAAACCAUAUGCCACACUUACUCACUUUUUGGAUUACAUUGCAGUACUUGGUAGAAUGUACCGAAAAUAUCAUCAGACAUCUAAUACUUUUCAUUUUCUUCCACAAUUUCAUUCUACUUGUCAAGCUCAACAUGAUGCAUGGUAUGGAGUUUUCAUGUUACGUCGUCAUGUGCUUCCACAUUUGAAUGUAAAUGUUCCUACACCAGAUUUGUCAGCAUCUGCUUCUCCAGAAGAAUGUAAUAGUUGGCUUCCUCCUCAACUUAUUAAAGAAUUAGAAGAAAAAUUUAAUGUGAUGAUAGCUAUUGUGCGUCAGUUAUAUGCUUUCUUUGAUGGAGUAUGUGAUCAUCAAGGUAAUGAUGUUCCUGCUUAUCAAGAAGUUUUUACUGUUUCACAAGUUUUGAUGGGUGGUUUUGAAGUAUGUUUAAAUAAAUAUAUGAAAGGUUUUGUAUACCGCUUGGGAAGUCACAUUCCAUCUCAUUUAUUUCAAUGUAUUAUAAAACUUUCUGAAAUGCCAGCGAAAGAGUCUGUUGGAGUCAUUACACAAUUACGAAAGUAUGCAGAGUACAGUGAAAGACGAAGUGUGAGUGAUCCUUUGGAUGCACUUCAUCGUGUUUUAAUUACUGGAAACCUUACUCUAGAUCGUGAAGAAGAUUUCUAUUGUCCUCAAACAUCUGGUUGGGUAGUUAUGGCAGAACAUCUUAACUUUUACCGCUUUUUUGAACAACUUCGUUGUUUACAUCGUGGUAAAACUAUUGCAGAGAUGCGUUCCAGUGAAGUACGACGAUAUCCUUGUGAGGCCUAUGGAUUUAUUUGUAUGGUUCAUAGUCCUGAUGGUGAAGAUUGUGGUGUUUUAAAUCACUUGAGUAUAAGUACUAUUAUGUCUAAUUCAGUAUUAUCUGAAUCACGACAAGAAAUGGAUUUACUUUCGUGGAUUAAGGAAGAAAUUCAUGGUCUUCGUAAUAGUUCAUCCAAUUUCUCUUUGGUGGAUUGCCUUGUGGAUACUGUACCUGUUUGGGUAGAAGGAAAAUUAUUGGGAUAUUUGUCUCCAGAUGAAGCUCAAAAAGCUGGUAAAGCUUUACAACGUAAAAAAGCACUUAAAAAACGAAAAAUGGUGGAACAAAGUGGUAUUGUACGUCGACAAAAUGUAAGUAUUUUAAAUACUGUUGAAAUUGUAUAUGUUCCUCCAGGGAAUAAAGAUCCACAAGGAUUAUAUAUAUUUUAUGAUUAUGGUAGAUUAAUGCGUCCUGUACAACAAAUUGAAUCUUCAUCUCGUAAUGAUGAUCUACCUUUUCCCUUGGUAUACGUUGGAGUAUGGGAGCAAGCCUGGCUUGAUAUUGCUAGCGUUCCUUCAGAUCUUAUGGAUGGAGUUACACAAUUAAAUCGUAAGUAUGAGUUUAUGGAACAAAAUGGUAGUAAUAUUCUAAGUUUAACUUCUACAACUAUUCCAUUUUUUGAACAUAAUUGUUCUCCACGAAAUCUCUUUCAAUGUGGUCUUUCUAAACAGUCAGCGGGUACACAAUUACAAGCAUUAGCUUGGAGAAAAGAAGCGAAAUUAUUCCGUAUGUAUUUUCCACAACGUUAUAUCAGUCGUACUCUUCCAAUGGAUUACUAUGGAUUAGAUGAUGUAAAUUUGGGAGUUAACGCUGUUGUCGCUAUUCUUGCAUAUACUGGGUAUGAUUUGGAUGAUGCAGUCAUAUUAAACAGUACGGCUUCACAGUUUGGUAUGCUUCAUGCAGGAAUAACAGUGGCUAAGGUUAUAACAGCAGGUGGAAAAGGAGAUAAAGAUGAUGUUUUUGUUUUUCAAAAUUUAUUAUCAAAUGGAGAACCUUUUACACCAGAGUUAGAUCCUCGUGGACUCCCUUAUAAACGUGCGGUACCAGGAGUAACAGAAUUUUUUUCUUUUGAUUCAGAUCAUAAAUAUCCUGCUUUACGUGAUAAUAGUCCAGUAUACUGUUGUGCAAAGAGGUAUGAACGUAUUGAUCCUUUAACUAACAAAAAAGUUUAUGAAUAUACUCGUCAUCAUGUAACAAAAUGGCGACAUUUUGAUAAGGGAGAAAAUGCUUGGGUACACAGUGUUGUUCCCCUUACAUACGAUGGACCAGAUCCAACAAGUGUUCUUGUUGUUUUUCGAAUUCCACGUCCACCAGCUGUUGGUGAUAAAUUUUCAUCUCGUCAUGGACAAAAAGGAACUCUUCCACUUCAUAUUCGUUCUCAUGAUUUACCUUUUAGUACAAGGGAUGGUAUAACUCCUGAUGUUAUUAUUAAUCCUCAUGCUUUUCCCUCUCGUAUGACGGUAGGUAUGGUGCUUGAAAUGAUGGGAGCGAAGGUGGGUGCUAUUGAGGGUCAUUUCUGUGAUCACAGUGCAUGGAGUGUGAUAGAUGAACAACCACGGUUUGCGGAAAUGAUUGGAAGUGCACUUCAACGUGCUGGAUACAAUCGAUAUGGACGUGAAAAACUUAUUGAUGGCAUCAGUGGAGAAGAGAUGGAGGCGGAUGUGUUUAUGGGCAUUUGUGGAUAUCAACGACUACGACACAUGGUGAAUGACAAGUGGCAGGCGCGGGCCCGCACAGACGCGCACACACACCGCGCCGUCACUAAAACCGGGCAGCCGGUGAAGGGACGUAAACGACACGGCGGUGUGCGUGUGGGGGAGAUGGAGCGGGAUGGUUUACUCUCACACGGGGCGGCAGAGGUGGUGGUGGACCGUUUAUUACAUGUUUCCGAUAAAACAAAGGCCUUUAUUUGCGUGGAGUGUGGAUCACUGCUGUCUAUAUACGAACGACACGCAACGGAGUAUUCCACGUGGAAGACAUGUAAGUUCUGCGGCGCCGGCUCGCAGGAGGCAACAGACACAAUUGCGUUUGUGGAGAUUCCGCAGGUGUUGCGGCUGUGGGCUGCAGAGCUUACGAGUAUUGGUAUUCGCGUGGUGCUCAAGACAAGUGAUGGCGUGCAGUGA